AUGAUACAUAAAUCUGCUGUCUCUUUUUCUCUUUAUUUGUAUAAUCUUUCUUCUUUUCCUUAUUACUUCUUUAAAUUUUCUCCAAGCUUGCAUUUCUUUGGUUACACUUUUUUCUUUCAUUCUUACUUUUCUUCCAUAAUAAUAUUUUCAUUCAUUUUUUCAUCUCUCUCUCUCUCUUUUAUAUCCUAUUUCCUUUUAUUUCAUUCUUAUUUUCAUAUUUUCUUCCGUCUAUAUUCUUCAUUCUUUUCUAUAUAUUUACAACAUUUUAAAUUCCUCAAUUUCACCUUCCUCCAUUUCUCUUUCUUUUACACUAUUAUGCAUUCUCAUAUUUCUUUACUCUUUCUUUUUCUUUCUUUCUUUCUUUCUUUCUUUCUUUCUUUCUUUCUUUCUUUCUUAUCUUUUAAUUCUUUCUUCUUUUUCUUUUUAAUUCUUUCAUAUUCCCUUACUCACUUUCUUUCUAUCUUAUCUUUUUAA
Messenger RNA from Acanthosepion pharaonis, 474 nucleotides. NCBI's taxonomy places the organism in Eukaryota, Metazoa, Mollusca, Cephalopoda, Sepiida, Sepiidae. The record is from the annotation of a GenBank genome assembly.